Messenger RNA from Apaloderma vittatum (bar-tailed trogon), 1506 nucleotides. RefSeq names its product phosphodiesterase 4B, cAMP-specific (gene PDE4B). Gene Ontology annotation, molecular function: 3',5'-cyclic-AMP phosphodiesterase activity; transmembrane transporter binding. Gene Ontology annotation, cellular component: nucleus; perinuclear region of cytoplasm; cytosol. The transcript is spliced from 10 exons. Gene Ontology annotation, biological process: signal transduction. The record is from RefSeq and is a predicted model, not a curated record. Bases 1 to 1506 code for a protein of 501 amino acids. Lineage: Eukaryota; Metazoa; Chordata; Aves; Trogoniformes; Trogonidae.
AUGCCUGAAGCAAACUAUUUGUUAUCUGUAUCUUGGGGUUAUAUUAAGAGGAGGCUGACCGGGGACCUGACACACCUCUCCGAGAUGAGCCGCUCCGGCAACCAGGUGUCCGAGUACAUUUCCAACACUUUCCUGGACAAGCAGAAUGACGUGGAGAUUCCUUCUCCUACCCAGAAAGACAGAGAGAAGAAGAAAAAACAGCAGCUUAUGACACAGAUCAGCGGAGUGAAAAAAUUAAUGCAUAGCUCAAGCUUAAAUAACACCAGCAUUUCACGGUUUGGGGUGAAAACAGAAAAGGAAGACCACCUGGCCAAGGAACUGGAAGAUCUGAAUAAGUGGGGCCUCAACAUAUUUAAUGUCGCGAGGUAUUCCCACAACAGGCCACUCACCUGCAUCAUGUACGCGAUAUUUCAGGAGCGAGAUCUGCUGAAAACAUUCAAGAUCUCAUCCGACACGUUUGUCACCUACAUGAUGACUCUGGAAGACCACUACCACUCGGACGUGGCGUACCACAACAGCCUCCACGCCGCCGAUGUCGCCCAGUCCACGCACGUCCUGCUCUCCACCCCGGCCCUGGAUGCUGUCUUCACAGAUUUGGAAAUCCUCGCUGCGAUUUUUGCGGCUGCAAUUCACGAUGUGGAUCACCCUGGGGUCUCCAAUCAAUUCCUUAUUAAUACAAAUUCCGAGCUAGCCCUCAUGUACAACGACGAAUCCGUCUUGGAGAACCACCACCUCGCUGUGGGUUUCAAGCUGCUUCAAGAGGAGCACUGCGACAUCUUCCAGAACCUGACCAAGAAACAGCGUCAGACGCUCAGGAAGAUGGUGAUCGACAUGGUGUUGGCGACAGAUAUGUCCAAGCAUAUGAGCCUCUUGGCUGAUCUGAAGACUAUGGUGGAAACAAAGAAAGUGACCAGCUCAGGAGUCCUCCUUCUGGACAACUACACGGACAGAAUACAGGUUCUCCGAAAUAUGGUCCAUUGCGCGGACUUGAGCAAUCCCACCAAGUCUCUGGAGCUGUACCGGCAGUGGACGGACAGGAUCAUGGAGGAAUUCUUCCAGCAGGGAGACAAAGAGCGAGAAAGAGGGAUGGAAAUCAGCCCCAUGUGCGACAAACACACGGCGUCAGUGGAAAAAUCACAGGUGGGAUUCAUUGACUACAUCGUCCAUCCACUCUGGGAGACGUGGGCUGACCUGGUGCAGCCCGACGCCCAGGACAUCCUGGACACGCUGGAGGACAACAGGAACUGGUACCAGAGCAUGAUACCUCAGAGCCCAUCCCCUCCACUGGAGGAGCGAGGCCAGGACUGUCAGAGCCUGAUGGAGAAAUUCCAGUUUGAACUGACACUGGAGGAGGAGGAUUCGGACGGGCCGGAGAAGGACGGCGAGAGCAUCGGCUACCUAAGCAAUACACAGACACUCCACGUGGCCGCCCCGGGAGAAGAGGACGCACAGAGGGAGGCGAGCAUAGAAAUUGUGACAGAAGAUACGUCUCCCGUCGACACAUAA